Messenger RNA from Agrilus planipennis (emerald ash borer), 783 nucleotides. RefSeq names its product protein zer-1 homolog. The transcript has a single exon. Bases 19 to 396 code for a protein of 125 amino acids. NCBI's taxonomy places the organism in Eukaryota, Metazoa, Arthropoda, Insecta, Coleoptera, Buprestidae. The record is from RefSeq and is a predicted model, not a curated record. Gene Ontology annotation, cellular component: Cul2-RING ubiquitin ligase complex.
GAAGAACUUCUUCGAAACAUGAUGGGCCUCUUGGGUAACGUAGCGGAAGUAAAAGAUCUACGUUACUAUUUGAUGACUCCAGAAUAUGUUUCGGUGUUUUCUGACCUCUUAGAUUCAUAUAGCGACGGAAUUGAGGUGAGUUAUAACGCAGCAGGAGUGCUUUCGCAUAUGGCUUCUGAUGGACCCGAGGUUUGGACUAUUACAUAUCCAACUCGUGAAAUGGUACUUCGACGUAUGGUAGUGGCUAUUGAAAGGUGGGAUCUCGGUUCCCAACGAAAUAUCAACUACAGGUCUUUUGAACCCAUCUUACACUUGGUGAAAGUUUAUGAUACGCCUGAAUGUCAACACUGGGCUGUUUGGGCUUUGGCCAACCUCACUAAAGUGUAUCGUAAGUAAAACAUAAGAAAAGCAGUGAAGGGGAAUGUGAUGUAUUUUUUUGUAUUUGCGUCUAUUUAAUGUGACUUUUCAUUUUUUUUAUAUAUUUUAAUAGCAAGAAUUAUUUUCAUAUUAAUUCCUUAGCAGUAUUUGUAAUACUUUCACUCUUUAAAUUAUAAAGAAAUAGUAUAUUACCUACCAAGGGAAAGAAGUGGGCUAUCACAGACAAGUGAUUGCCCAAUUCACACAUGGUCUGUAAUAGCCCACUUACUUCCCGAAGUGCGUAUACUAUUUCUUGUCACAUUUGUGCAGAAAGUUCGUCACUUCAGCUAUUUAUUUAUUUGAUUAAGGAUCCAUGUUAGUUGACAAUUGUCAAACCAAUCAGCCGUUAGAGUACAAUGCUGCCAC